UCCCGUGUUUGAGUUAGCCGGGCCCCCGCCUGUACUGUGGGAGCCCCUCACCCCUGGCCUGGACCCUGUCUCCCCCUCACCCCGCCUGGUGCUGCUGCACCCGGCUCUGUCUCUGCUGGCCGAGGAUGAUGUGGCAGUGCCAUGUGUCGUCCUCUGAGUGCCGCUGCUACCGGCUGAACGGCUUCUCCCUGCUGAAGCGCUUCCCUCUCUCGGCAGAUGGGGCCUGUGGUAAAGCCCUGGACCAGCCGGUGGGCGAGUGGCUGGAGCAUGUGGGGCUGCCGCAGUACGAGAGCAAGUUCCUGCUCAACGGCUUCGAUGACCUACGAUUUAUGGGAAGUAACGUGAUGGAGGACCAGGACCUCAGAGACAUGGGGAUCACUGAUCCAGGACACAGGAAGAAAAUCCUCCACGCGGCACGCAACCUUCCAAAGGUUAAAGCAAUGGGCUGUGACGGCAGCACCUCUCUCGCCUCCUGGUUGGACGGCCUCGGCCUUCAUGAAUAUCUGCUCAACUUUCUGACAAGUGGCUACCGUACGCUUGACUGUGUUAAAAACCUGUGGGAACUGGAGAUAAUUAACGUUAUUAAGGUCGGUCCCCUGGGUCACAGGAAGAGGAUCAUUGCCUCUCUAGCAGAGCGACCCUACGAGGAGGCGCCAUCUAAGUCCAGCCGUCUCUCCCCAAUUAUGUUCCACGACCUCCUGUCCCAGUCUACGUCCCCCCUGGGUCAGACGGACCCUUACACCAGCCGGUCCAUGGACAUGCUCUUACCCCUGACUGAGCUGGAGCGCAGGACUCGCCGAGGACUCGACCAGAACUGUAACACAUCGCUGCGCUCAUUUAGUGAGCGGCCACGCUCUGUUGACAGACAUAGCGAAAGACACAAAGAGUCCCGUUUCCACCUUCGGCCACCGAGCCACCACACUGCUACCUACGCCACUGUGUCCGCAUGGCAUCACCAGCCUGAGAAACUCAUCCUGGACUCCUGCGGGUAUGAGGCAACUUACCUCGGAUCAAUGAUAAUCAGGGAUCUGCGAGGGAUCGAGUCCACACAAGAUGCCUGUGCUAAAAUUAGAAAAUCAAAGGAUUCAAGAAAAGGUCCAGUUGUCAUUCUGUCCAUCACCUACAGAGGGGUCAAGUUCAUCGAUGCAGCCAUGAAGACCAUCGUCGCAGAACACGAGAUCAGGAAUAUCUCUUGUGCGGCCCAGGAUCCAGAUGAUCUCUGCACUUUUGCUUACAUCACAAAGGAUUUGAAGAGCGGUCACCACUUUUGUCAUGUCUUCAGCACUGUGGAAGUGACACAGACUUACGAGAUCAUCCUCACUCUGGGACAGGCAUUUGAGGUGGCCUAUCAGAUGGCGGUCCAGUCCAGGGCCAGGCACUACAUCCAACCUUCAUCUCUGGGCUCGGAGUUCAUAGAAACCAAAACCAGCCGUCCCGUAUCUCAAGCGUGGGGCAGCGUGCGGAGAUCGGCAGUCCUCCUACUUCCCAGGGUGCACCUCUGCUCGAAUGCCGCUGCUGUCACUGUCACACGUGUACUACCCACCGUCCUUCCUUCCUCCCGUUGCACUCUGUUAGCCCCGGAGUCCAGAUCGACCCCCUGGAGAUGGACGCAGACAUGCACUCCCUGGGCAGCACCACCUGGCUUUUGGACCAGCGGGACUCCAAAAGACGCCCCGUCAGCACCAAGUAUGAGACCACCAUAUUCUGAGGCCGGAUCCCCUACAGUCGCCCCUGUGCAUCACUCCGCUCUACUUUCCCCUUUGCAUCGUUGGGCCUCCUCCUACUCCUCUUUGCACACACUGAAACACACACACAUACAUAUACACAUGCAUACACACAAGCCCCGUGCCUUCUCACUGUGAUGGUAUAGCAUCCCUCAGGGCUGCCUACUCCUGCACCCUCCUUUGCCCUGCCCAGCACCCCGCUCCGACACUCCCGCAGUCCUCCCGUGCCUCCCGACACCCCUGGCAGCCUCCCUGACCUGUUGCUGCUGCAUCCGACGGUGGAUGUGGAUCCCUGGAACAGAUGAUCCUGGACUGAUCUCAUAUUUGCAGUGGUCCUGCUCUGUCAACCAAACUGCCUCUUCCUCAUCAUGACAACUUGCAUCUGCUUCCAGCCCCCCCGAUAGCCCCCAGAGGUUGCAACUCUGUUAUUCUUCCUCAUUCAGGACACUUUGAAUUUAUUUUUGGCAAGAAAAAAAAAAAAAAAAAAAGAUGCAAGCAUGUUCAUUUUUAUUUUAACACUGUAUCUAAACAUCUAUGUUGGCUUGACCCCCGAACAUCAACUUUAGACUAUUUAAAUAAAGAACAGUUAGGUUGAUCAUUUUUACGAUAAAGCCUUCAUGUAAUAAUACCACAAGGCUAUUUUGAUAUCAGAUUUUUUUAAGCUACUUUUUACUAUCAGUUUGUUUAUAAUUUACUGAAUUAUUUAAUGUUUUGGUUGUUUCGCCUGAAGACAGUUUUGUUUUUGUUUUGUUUUUUUCUUUUCUUCAUCUGUAGCCUGUCCUGUCUUACCAGGCAUCUACCACUGUGAGGCGCUAUGUGGAGGCUGCUUUGCUAGCAUGGGAUGCAAGACGGACACUUAAAUCGAAGAAAGACAAAACAGCAACAUGCAGCAAACAACCUUUGCUUUUUGUUUUUCUACACAUAUGUACAAUAGUCAUAUAACACGACGGAUCGAGCACUGAUGUCUGAACUCAAACGGACCAAGACCUGAACCAGGGGGGCGCAAAUAAGAGGAC
Molecule: messenger RNA, 2740 nt
Organism: Thalassophryne amazonica
Lineage: Eukaryota; Metazoa; Chordata; Actinopteri; Batrachoidiformes; Batrachoididae
Product: ankyrin repeat and SAM domain-containing protein 1A-like
Exons: 12
Coding region: 126-1862 (578 amino acids)
Cellular component (GO): cytosol
Molecular function (GO): protein binding
Source: RefSeq, a predicted model, not a curated record